UCCUGUCAGACUUAUGCAUUUGGGCUUAUAAUUUGAAACAAACACGGAGCUUCACGAACCCGGCCCGAAACGCUUGCGACUCGCUUUCUCUCUUCCUUCUCUCAGAAACUGUUCUUCGUUCUUUUCGCACUCUUUGCUCUGCAAUCAGGCCCUAUAUCUACCGAGUUCACCCGUAAACGACAUCUGAGCCGUAACUCGGUCCCUUUCACAUUUAGACAUGCAAGUGGUGUCAAAUGCUCGCCGAGUCUCUCGGCUCUUGCAAUCUCCGAUUUUCCUUUCAUCUCAUCUUCGAAGCACCGAAGAACCGAUUCUCUCUGGGCUCGCACAAUAUUAUUACCGGCAAGUGAAAUCUGAACCUUCAAUUUUCUUCGCGUCGAAGGCUUUUUACAGUUCUGGAGUUGAUAAUGUUGAAGGGACUCCAUCAGAUGCUGUGAAGAAUCUUUAUGAUAAGAUGCUUGAGUCUGUAAAUGUAAAACGAUCCAUGCCUCCAAAUGCUUGGUUGUGGUCAAUGAUCGCUAGUUGUAAACACCAUCACGAUAUUAGUCUUCUCUUUGACAUUUUGCGAAACCUUCGCAGAUUUAGGUUGUCAAAUCUUCGCAUACAUGACAAUUUUAACUGCCACCUCUGUCGUGAAGUUACUAAGGCAUGUGUUCAUGCCGGAGCCCUUGAUUUUGGAAAGAAGGCUUUGUGGAAGCAUAAUGUCUAUGGAUUGGCACCGAGUGUUGCAUCUGCACACCAUUUACUGCUUUUUGCUAAGAACAACAAUGAUACUAAACUAUUGGUGGAGGUAAUGAAACUUUUGAAGAAGAAUGAUUUACCAUUGCAACCAGGCACGGCAGAUAUAGUUUUCAGCAUUUGUUACAAUACAGAUGAAUGGGAGUUGAUUAAUAAGUAUGCAAUAAGGUUUGUCAAGGCUGGUGUAAAACUACGUGAAACCUCAUUUGACACAUGGAUGAAAUUUGCUGCUAAAAGAGGAGACACCGAGUCAUUAUGGAAAAUAGAAAAGUUGCGAUCUGAUUCAAUGAAAAAGCACACUCUGGCAACUGGGUUUUCUUGUGCCAAGGGUCUUCUGUUGGAAGGUAAGCCUAGUGACGCUGUUGCCAUCAUUCAAGUUCUAAAUCAGACUUUGUCUGAUACCAAAAAAUCAGGCAUGAAAGAUGAACUUCAGAAACUUGUAUCUGAGUGGCCCUUUGAAGUUCUUAAGCACAAAAAUGAAGAGGAAAGAAAAGCAUUCGCAGCCUCUUUGAAAUCUGACAUUCUUGCAAUGGUUAAUGAUUUACUGGACAUGGGACUUGAGGCAAAUGUAAGUUUGGAAGACCUAAGCAGAAGAGGUGUUCCACAAUAGCAUUUGUUAGAGGAGUAUCUAUUUAUCAAGUUGCUUCAUAGCACUAAUUAGAUACCAAGUCUGUUAUUAUAUCAAAUGUUGUUUUACCAAAUAGAAAUUAACUAUUAUUUUGCUCCUAGUCUAAACCCAUAUGUUCAAGGUUUUGGUAGCAUAUUGGUGGCAUUUAGCAUGUUUUUCAAAAACUGAAAUCUAGAUUUCAAUAUGUGAGAACAAAAAUAAUCUGGCAUGUCGUUCUACUCUAAUGUGCAAGUAAUUCCUUACUAUGAGUACAAGUGAGGAUACUUUAUUGGUUUUUUAA
Medicago truncatula (barrel medic) is the source of this 1643-nucleotide messenger RNA. RefSeq lists its product as uncharacterized. Gene Ontology annotation, molecular function: protein binding. The record is from RefSeq and is a predicted model, not a curated record. The transcript is spliced from 11 exons. NCBI's taxonomy places the organism in Eukaryota, Viridiplantae, Streptophyta, Magnoliopsida, Fabales, Fabaceae. Bases 218 to 1345 code for a protein of 375 amino acids.